This is a messenger RNA of Fopius arisanus, 1310 nucleotides long. RefSeq names its product ATPase ASNA1 homolog. Bases 162 to 1193 code for a protein of 343 amino acids. The transcript is spliced from 5 exons. The record is from RefSeq and is a predicted model, not a curated record. Gene Ontology annotation, biological process: post-translational protein targeting to endoplasmic reticulum membrane. Gene Ontology annotation, molecular function: ATP binding; ATP hydrolysis activity. Gene Ontology annotation, cellular component: GET complex. NCBI's taxonomy places the organism in Eukaryota, Metazoa, Arthropoda, Insecta, Hymenoptera, Braconidae.
UGAUCAGUUUUAUGUUUAGCCACGUAAGUAAGGGUUCGUGUUAACUCAUUGGUAUUGUUCCAAAAUCAUUGUUAUUGUCAAUAUCUGCCAGGAGAGCAGCUCCAGCUUAAAUCCCUCUUCUGAGUGUGUCAAAGUUCGUGGUGGCUGAUGAGAGAAUUCUCAUGUUGAUGUCAAAUAUGAGUGGAAAUGUUGAGGAUGAUCUUGAACAGUUGGAGGCCUCUGUGAGAAAUGUCAUUGAGCAAAAAUCACUCAGGUGGAUUUUUGUGGGCGGUAAGGGGGGAGUCGGGAAGACAACCUGCAGCUGUUCACUGGCUGUUCAACUAUCCAAAGUGCGGGAGAAUGUCCUCAUCAUAUCAACAGAUCCAGCCCACAAUAUCUCAGAUGCAUUCGACCAGAAGUUCAGUAAAGUGCCGACUAAAGUCAAGGGUUUUGAUAAUUUAUUUGCUAUGGAGAUCGACCCCAACGUGGGCCUCACUGAACUGCCUGAGGAGUAUUUCGAAAAUGAAAAUGUCCUCGGAGGGGAGGCCAUGAGGUUAAGUCGCAAUGUUAUGCAAGAAAUCGUUGGUGCAUUCCCUGGUAUUGAUGAGGCAAUGAGUUAUGCUGAAGUCAUGAAACUCGUGAAAGGCAUGAACUUCUCAGUAGUAGUCUUCGAUACAGCCCCCACAGGCCAUACAUUGCGAUUACUAUCAUUCCCCCAAGUGGUUGAAAAGGGCUUGGGCAAGCUGAUGCGAUUAAAAAUGAAAAUUAGCCCAUUCAUAACUCAAAUUAGCUCCCUCCUCGGUAUGACGGAUUUCAACGUCGACACGUUCUCGAAUAAAAUUGAGGAGAUGUUAGCGAUAAUUAGGCAAGUGAAUGAGCAGUUUAGGGAUCCGGAACAGACGACGUUUGUCUGCGUCUGUAUAGCUGAAUUUUUAUCCCUCUACGAAACGGAGAGACUUGUGCAGGAGUUGACCAAAUGUGGCAUUGAUACGCACAAUAUUAUUGUCAAUCAGCUGUUGUUCUUGAGCGAGGGCGAUGUGCCUUGUAGAUUGUGCCUGGCGAGGCACAAAGUUCAAGAAAAAUAUUUGGAUCAGAUUACGGAUUUAUAUGAAGAUUUCCAUGUCACAAAACUUCCACUCCUGGAGAGAGAGGUACGGGGUGUCCAACAGGUCAAAGAAUUUUCGGAGAAUCUUAUGAAACCAUACAAGCCUUAACCAAAAACGAUAAUCUAAAGAUUAUCUAUCAAUUUUUGUAUAAAAUACAAUUUUUUUAAUCAAACAUCUAUUCGCUAUUCGCUGGACAAUAUUUAAUAAACCUAUUACGCUGGAAAA